This is a messenger RNA of Prunus avium (sweet cherry), 1557 nucleotides long. NCBI's taxonomy places the organism in Eukaryota, Viridiplantae, Streptophyta, Magnoliopsida, Rosales, Rosaceae. The record is from RefSeq and is a predicted model, not a curated record.
AUGGCACUAUUACGUCCUUCGAAGGAAAAUACUCCCCCACUUCGUGAUCCGGUGGAACCACCUUCGCCAAUGAUUGAAUCGUCAUUGUACUCGAUUAUGUCGGACUAUGAGGACCAAGAGUAUUUCAAUUGUAUGAUAAAUUACCAAAGGGAAAAGGCUUUGGAGAUAUUUGGUAAAUCGUUAUUCAACUCCAAAUUUUUCAAAAGAAAAUCAAAGUCUGAGUUAGCGGAGUCGUUACCUGCAAAGAGUCAAAAGAAAAAUGAAAGUAGUUCAAACCAAACUAUGGAAGUUAACUUGGAAAAUCUGCCAGCUGAUCCCGGAUUACAUCAUCAAAUAUUGAGUUACCAUCCAAAUGUUCAAGACCAAGUUCGAAGAGCUUAUCUCCAAAAAGAGUACAGCAUAAAAAAAUAUGCUGCCUUUUGUCUAUGUUGUUAUCUCUUUAAACCUGAUAUUGGAGAGCAAUCUGGUGGUGAAUCUUUUGUUGGUGUUGGAUUUUUGAAUUGGAAGAAAAAAGAUAGACUACAAAUUCAUGUUAGAGGACCGAAUAGUGCCCAUAAUAAAGCUUGGAGAAGUUGUGAGGUCUUAUUAAACCGAAAGCAGCAUAUUGAAACAAUUCUCUCAAAACACUCAAACCAAGAUCGAAUUGAUUAUGGAACUCGUUUAAGUGCAUCAGUUGGUGUUAGUAGGAUACUUUUACAACAAGGGCUUCCAUUUCGUGGGCAUGAUGAAUCAGAAAAUUCAACCAAUCAAGGGAAUUUUCUUGCAUUUUUACGAUGGCUAUGUCAUUUCAAUGAUAAUAUAAAAGCUGUCACGCUAAAAAUUGCUUAUGAAAAUAUGAAGUUGACAUCACCUGAUAUCCAGAAGGACAUUUCAAAUGCUAUUUCAACUAAAAUUAUCAAUGUAAUCAUCAGGGAUAUUGGUGAUUCAUUAUUUGCCAUUCUUGUUGAUGAAUCAUGUGACAUGUCUUCAAAGGAGCAAAUGGCCAUUGUGCUACAUUAUGUGGAUAAAGGUCAGCUUCAGCUAGCUCUGAUAGCUGUGGCAAAGAAACAUUCAGAACUUACAGAUUUAUUUACUAUGGUUUCUAAUGUGGUGAAUGUUGUGGGUGCAUCCGCUAAGCGCCGUGAUAUGCUGAGAGAAAAGCAUGUUGAUGCAAUUUUUAAAGCACUCAAUAAUAAUGAGCUCUUAAGUGGACAAGGCUUGAAUCAAGAAACUAAUCUUAAGCGGUCUAGUGAUACACAAUGGAGCUCUCAUUAUAAUUGUUUAAUUAGUUUGGAAAAAAUGUUCCCGUUUGUGACAGAUGUGCUUAAAAUUGUAAGAACAUAUGGAUCAGGUUACGAACAAAAAUUUGAAGCAAAGGUUCUAUUGACUUUUAUGCAAUCAUUCAGCUUCAUUUUUGGACUACACUUGAUGAAAAGAAUUUUGGGAAUCACAAACGACUUGUCUCAGGCAUUACAAAAGAAAGAUCAAGAUAUUGUGAAUGCCAUGGACUUGGUCAAAAUAUGUAAAGGAAGAUUGCAAAGUAUGAGAGAUAAUGGUUGGGAUUCUUUACUUGAUUAA